UUCCUUCCGUCCUCCAUGCCGAUUUACGGUCUUUGGGUAAUAAACAAGGCUGGAGGACUAGUAUACCAGCGAAACUUUGCCGAUGGAUUGGCGCAACUCACGUCCAAUGAAUAUCUCGUUCUGGCUGGUACUCUCCACGGAAUACAUGCCAUCACAAGCCGGCUUUCGCCCAUAGGCUCCAGCUCUGGUGCUCAAGUUAUCGAGGGCGAAACAUUCAAGAUGACCAUUCUCCUCACCGCAACGGCCACUAAAUUCGUCCUUCUUACCUCUCUCAGCGAGACUACCGCCGAUGCUGUCUUACAGAAAGUAUAUGAAAUCUAUUCUGACGCGGUCAUGAAGAACCCAUUCCACACUCCUGAAAUGCCGAUUCGUAGCGAAGGAUUCGACACGCGAAUAACUGCACUCAUUGGGAACGGCUCAUAG
Messenger RNA from Mycena indigotica, 423 nucleotides. Its product is annotated as Trafficking protein particle complex subunit. NCBI's taxonomy places the organism in Eukaryota, Fungi, Basidiomycota, Agaricomycetes, Agaricales, Mycenaceae. The coding region runs from base 16 to 423 and encodes 135 amino acids. The transcript is spliced from 4 exons. Gene Ontology annotation, biological process: endoplasmic reticulum to Golgi vesicle-mediated transport. The record is from RefSeq and is a predicted model, not a curated record. Gene Ontology annotation, cellular component: TRAPP complex.